Molecule: messenger RNA, 255 nt
Organism: Penicillium paradoxum
Lineage: Eukaryota; Fungi; Ascomycota; Eurotiomycetes; Eurotiales; Aspergillaceae
Exons: 2
Coding region: 1-255 (84 amino acids)
Source: RefSeq, a predicted model, not a curated record
AUGUCCUGCCCAACCCCCAGUAGCUCUUGUAUCUGUAGCAAUCUUCUCCUAAUUGGCGAGCAGGACAUACGCAAGGUCAACUUUACAUGGCUGCUCUAUAUGCAGUCCAUCCAACUGAUCCACUGCAUCGGCACUGUCACGACGCACCACCUUGCUGCUUCUUUCUACUAUUACCGCUGCCAGUUCGUCCUUGGUUUUGGUCCAAAAUUGCGAUCUCUGCGCGAUAUCAAGUACGCUCUCCGGCGACCAUCGUAA